ACCAGUGUCGGUAGUUGCUGAGUACGAUCCAACGUAUUUAGAUAAUCCCGCGUUAAAAACAGAAAAAGAAACACCCAACGAUCAGCAGGAGCUGAAAACAAGUAAACAUCGUGCGGUUUUGAGUUUAUCCGGGAUCAUAGGUCUAAUGAGUCAUGGUACUCGACCGUCUGAUUUGAAGCGCGAGUCAAAUGAACUUUUUCGUCAAACUCAUCCGAAUGUUGAUCCAAGUUUAACCUUAAGUCAAAUUCGUAAAGUAAAAGCGAAAUUGUUAGCUGCUGCUCAACACGAGGACUUGGAUUUGGAGCUUUCCACAGUUGCAAAAGCUUAUGCAUAUUUUGAAAAAUUAAUAUUGAAA
Messenger RNA from Ambispora leptoticha, 355 nucleotides. Lineage: Eukaryota; Fungi; Glomeromycota; Glomeromycetes; Archaeosporales; Ambisporaceae. The record is from the annotation of a GenBank genome assembly.